AUGGGAAGGGAAAUUAUUAAUAAAGUCCUAUGCAGUCGGGGCUUUUUUGACUUAUUUUUCAAGUGCAUUUCAAUGAGUUGGCAUCAGCCUGGUCUUGAUGUUAGUGCGGCUCCUUUACAUCAACUUACACCUCAUGGUCUAUUAUCAAAUGAAUAUCUUUCUGGGUUUGAUCAGAGUUCUGGUGGUAUGGAUUCGGAAAACGCACUCUUGACGGAGCAGCGUGCACAGUUGACAGGAAGAGAACUUCAACAACUUCUUAGUGUUGCUCACCAAAGUUUAGAUGAAGCUCAGGAAAGUUAUAAUGUUGCAACAGCUUCACUCAUAGGAUCACUCACUUUGAGUUACUACGAAAAAAUUCCUCACGUUCAAAAACAGUCAUUAAAUAGUCAUAGAUUAAAGCCUGCUCUAUACAGUGUGUUCUGUGAAAUCAAGGAGAAAACAGCUCUAAGUUUGAGAAACUCAGCUGUUUCUGCUGUAGAAGAUGAAGCUAAUUCACCAGAUCCUCAGCUUUUACGCUUGGAUAAAAUGUUAGUUGCUGAAGGUGUAACAGGACCUGGCGGUAAUCUGAAUAAUGAUCUAAGUGACGGUCCUGGAGACUUGGGUGGGGGACCCGGUGAUUGUAAUCAAAUUGAACAUGCUGAUUAUCGCGCUAAAUUGUCUCAGAUUCGCCAGAUAUAUCAUGCAGAAUUGGAGAAAUAUAAAAAUGCGUGUGAUGAAUUCACAGGACAUGUUAUAAAUUUAUUGCGUGAACAGAGUCGUAGUCGACCUAUAAGCCCAGCAGAAAUUGAACUUAUGGUUGGUAUAAUUCGGAGGAAGUUUCGAGCAAUUGAAACACAGCUGAAACAAAGUACUUGUGAAGCAGUUAUGAUAUUGCGAUCUCGAUUUUUGGACGCUAGACGCAAACGUCGAAAUUUCAGUAAAGAAGCUACUGAAGUACUAAAUGAAUAUUUCUACUCUCAUUUGGCUAAUCCAUAUCCUUCAGAAGAAGCGAAAGAAGAAUUAGCCAAAAAAUGUGGGAUAACUGUUUCACAAGUCUCUAAUUGGUUUGGAAACAAACGUAUUCGGUACAAGAAGAACAUUGUAAAGGCUCAAGAGGAAGCAAAUAUGUAUGCUGCGGCAACAGCCGCGGCAGCAGCUGCUGCUGGAUCUGUGGCAUCUGGAACUGGUGGUCCAACAUCAUCUGAUGAACAUUCUGUUGGAUAUGGUCAUCCGGGCUAUGAAUACGAUGAUUCUAUGAGCCUUCAAAGACCUGUCCCUCAAAUGUCCUGUCCACCUGAUCAUGACACUUGGAUGGGUGGGGGAGGAGCUGGAGUUCUCGGACCGGGUAGUUUAGAUGAACCCGACUGCAAACGCAGUAAACUUUGAGUACAUCUAUGCGUAUGCGACAAGCUGUUCAAAUAACUUCAUUCACUACAUUUUACAGCUGAUGAAUUCGCCUUGAAGUAACUUAUUUGAUAAGCAUAUAUAUAUAUGCAUUCUCUUCAUCUGUUGGUUUAUGUUCCAUAUUUCGUUAGUCCUGUAUUCCUUUAAAACAUGUGUUUUGUAGAGGAAAUAAUACCGGGUUUACGCAGUAAUCCCACGCAAUAUAUACAAGCGACUAUGUGUAUUGUUAUAGGCUGAAUUGUCUCGGCUUUUUCUUGCCUUUUGUUCUAUUCUUUUUUUCCCGUAUUUUAUUCUUUAGUAUAUUUAUUUAUUAAUGUUCGUAAGUUCUCAAUGGUUAAGGCCUGUAUCGUUUUCGUGGUCCUGUCUUUAUAAUACAAAUAUCAUGUUAAUUGUAUUCCCUUUUUCUCUAUGAUGAUCAAAAUGAAUUCGAUUUUUUUGGACAUUUCACUUGAAACAUUAAAGCCCUAAUAAUACUAUCUUAAUUGAUGUUGUCUCUGUUGUCGUUUUUUAGUCACCUAUCUUUUACUCUCUGGAGGUAAUGUGAAAGUGCAUCAACUUCCCAUUUAUACUUUCGUAUUACGUAUCUUUUGUGUCUUGUGUUUUUAUUCUCUUAUGGUUUAAACGGUUAAUUUCUUGUCUUGAGAAUUUCGCUUCACUUAUUUGCUAACUAUUCUCUCCUAUUCACUUACAUUCUUUUAUACUACAUUUUUUCAUUCUGUAAGAUGUGGGUGUGUAUCUUUUAGGACUUUAUCGUAAGACGAUUUUUUCUCUUUCAAUUUAUUUCAUUUCAAUAAAACAAAUUGUAUUACUUUC
Molecule: messenger RNA, 2196 nt
Organism: Schistosoma intercalatum
Lineage: Eukaryota; Metazoa; Platyhelminthes; Trematoda; Strigeidida; Schistosomatidae
Source: the annotation of a GenBank genome assembly